Molecule: messenger RNA, 1216 nt
Organism: Dinoponera quadriceps
Lineage: Eukaryota; Metazoa; Arthropoda; Insecta; Hymenoptera; Formicidae
Product: trypsin-7-like
Exons: 7
Coding region: 1-1017 (338 amino acids)
Biological process (GO): proteolysis
Molecular function (GO): serine-type endopeptidase activity
Source: RefSeq, a predicted model, not a curated record
AUGGGAAGCGUGAGGUGCGUGGCCGUGCAACAUCGGGAGGAUAAUAUACGAGCGUGGCGCGAGUCUGUGCGCAAACUUGAUGUAGAGACCUCUCUUGAAAAGUGGCUGUCCUUGCUGGUACCACCGGCAGUUUCUGUCAUGAUUUACAGGGAACCCUCUUCCAAACUCUUUGGAACUCUUCAUUAUUGGAGGAAGAAAAGCUACACCAGGCGUAAUACCAUACCAGUCUGUGUUCUAUUUUCUUAUUUGAGCCGCGAGGGCAAAUUAGGUAAAUGUGCCAGCAAUGCUGCGAAGUCGCGAUUAAGGACGCGCGAGCGGAAGCGCAAUGAUAUAUAUUUCGAGCUGUCACAAAUAAUAUUUAUUUCUCAGGUGUCUCUACAGCAGGUCAUAGAUCAAAACAACUUCUGUGGUGGUGUUAUACUUAAUGAAUAUUACAUACUGACCUGCGCUCACUGUAUAUUCGAAAUGGACAUCAGUCUUUUUACGGUAGUUGUGGGAACAACCGAUUUACGAUUACCAUACGCAAGGUACUUCCCCGAGUCCAGCUACAUUCAUGAACGGUACAAUGUUUCAGACUCGUUGAUCAACGAUAUCGCUACAAUUAAGGUGAAAACUCCGUUCGUAUUUUCUUCCCUGGUAUCUCCCGUCGUAUUACCGCAGCAAGAUGAAAUCGUUAAGGCCGGUGCGACAGCAGUUGUAUCGGGAUACGGCAGAAUAAAGCUUAAUGGAGAGAGGACCAAAGGAUUACACAUUGCAAGCGUUACGAUAACCGAUCAAGCUAACUGUAAAGCUAUAUACAAGAGGGGACGGAAAAUCAUAUACGACACGCAAAUCUGUACAAAUGAGCCUACUGUGGUGAAGGGUUCGUGUUUGGGUGAUUCCGGCGGACCUUUGACGGUCGAUGGGAAGCUCGUAGGGCUCAUCUCGUGGUCAGUAAGUUGUGGUAACACCAGAUUCCCUACUAUAUAUACGCGCGUUUCAUCGUACAUCAAUUGGAUUUCAGAACACACCAUGUAACUUAAAAUAACUAACGUAACAGCUAAAAUUAAUAUUUUAAUGAGAUACGCGGAAAUCGCAUGUAAUGAGCAUCAUGUAAGGUGAGGCACUUGAAAUUGCUAUCUAAAAUAACUUAACGAAUAUCGAUGUCACAGAAAAAUUUUUUAGAUAAAAAGUAAAUGAUUUUGAAGGAAAGCGGAACUGUAUUUAUGUCAUCUAA